GCCCAGUACUGUGGCUUCCUGUUCCGCCACGAGGGCUGGCCCCUGUGUGUCCACGAGAAGAUUGUGAUCCAGCUGGCUGCCAUUGAUUGGCGAGUCCUGAAGCCUGGUGACUUCUACCUGCAGGUGGUCCCCUAUCUGAAGAAGUCCCCACGAAUUGUGUUGAAAUGUUUGGCAAAAGACAAGCAUAAUGUAGAGGAAGUGGUGAUUCCAGAAGUUUCAUAUACCUCUAUUUUCACUCUGGAAUGGCUGAGUACGUUCAAUGGAGAGCGGAUGGGUAUAGCACUGGAAAAUUGUUUACUAACCACUGAUGAUAAAAUAUUUCGUGUUCCCUGGGAUAAAGUGGUUAAUCCUGAAUUUAUAAAUAAACCAAAAAUAAUUGAAAACAGUAUCAUCUCUCCAGAAGGAACAGAGGAUUGCUCAAUUUUGUGCCUCCCCACGGACCAUGCUGAGUGCAGUUCACCAGACCUAGGAUCACAGUGUCUGCAGGAACAAAGUCCAAGUCGAGACAACCUGGCCAUCAGCAGCACAGCUCCACAGCUAAGUGAAGCUCUUGUCAAUGGUGUCUGUACAAGUCCUGUGCCUCAAGAGUGCUUGAGAAGUGACCUUGAAGGGGAGUACGUUGAGUUGUCAGAAGUUUCACUGCCCAGAUUUGGGCCACAAACAGGCUCUUUAACCCAGUCGCUAGCUUUAAAUUAUCUAACUCAGCCCAGAGCACGAGUGAAUGAGUCUAAAGGCAAACACAGGCUUAUUGUCAUACAAGACAGCACCUACUCCAAGAACUUAAUUCAGUCAGCACUUAUGCAGAAGGACCAUUGUCAACUGGACACUCUGAGCACUUCUGCAGAAGUUCUCCAAAAUGUCAUUCCGUUGGAAAGCAGCAAAAUGAUGGCACAUGGAGAACUGUCCCCAGAAGGUAUGGUGUCAGAAGGGACAGAGACAAGAAAAGAAGCAACUGGCACAGAUGUGUUGAAACCAGUGAGUAAAGUCAGCGCCCUGGAGGAAACUUUAGGAGCUAUUACUCCCCCGACAUCCCCAGCUUCUGGAACUGCCUGGGGUGGUCAGUUUGCACCUACCAUAGUCAAAGACGUGAACCCAGAAGUGCUCAGGAGUGGAGUUGCCUACCUGCCUGGUACGAGAGAUAAAAUGGGACGUGCAGUGGCCAUAAUAACGACGAGGAACACAGCCUGGUUAAACCCCCACUGCAAUACCACUGAGCUCGUGCGCCUUCUGCUGUACUUGCAUAGCAUCCCAAGACCAGAAUGUCAGGCUUUGGGUCUAACUGUUCUUGUGGAUGCUCGUCGCUGUUCACCAGUUCCUGCUCUCUUCAAGGCAUUCAGCAUAUUGCAGGACAUGGAUUCUCACUGUAUACAUGGAGUACUGCUUCUGGUUGAAAGAGAUCUGACUUUUCGGAUGGAGAAGCCACCAGCAGGACAGUUUGAACUUCUCACCUCCAUGAAAUCCCUCCAUAAGCACAUAGACAGCUCACAGCUGCCCCUGGAACUGGAUGGGACCUUCCCUUACUGCCACAGGGACUGGUUAAGCUUCCGCAUGAAGGUGGAACAUUUACUGCAAGGAUGCCAAGGUGCUUGUGCCUUCCUUCAAGGAGCUAUUCAUAAAGUGGAAUCUGGAAAAUUACCAGAAAAAGCUGAGGAUGCAGCUGUGCUGCUGAGGAAUUACAGGCAAUUGAUGAAGAAUGUUCUUGAAGACACACGGCUGGUCAGGCUGCAGCUGGAGGGUGGAGCGCUCCUGGCCAGGCUGAGGAAGGAGGAGUCUUGUGUCACCCUUACCCAGGACUACAGAGAUGCACUGGAUGCUGCCAGCGUGCUGUAUAAUCGAGUUGAUGAGGGCGUUCACCGCCUGGUGAUGCUGUCAAACAAGCGCAUCCAGGAACUGGAGCUGGUGAUGGAGUUUGAGAAAGUGGAAGAGUGUUUUAAGGAGGUCAGCAGUUGGAUUGAGAAUGUUGGCAGAAAACGGCUAAAGGAAAAUGUCAACCUGGAUGAUUCUUUGGAGAUCCUGGUUCAAACACAAAAGCAGUUUAAGGAGUUUGAUCUUGUUGCCAGUGAACACUGCAGGAGGGGACAGGAAGCGUUAAAGAAGAUGGAUCGAUGGGAAGACUUUUCCUCUGUGGAUGUGCAUUCUUACAGGGUAAAGCUGCAGACAUACAGAGAUCAGCUGGAGGAGUUCUGCACUCAGCUGGAUGAAACCAGGCACCGAAUCUGUGAAACAGUCAGGCUGUAUGAAUUCUUUGACAAGGCGUACGAGUGGGCCUUGGAAGGGAUGCGACACCUUGCCUGCAUCAGCAUGGACUGCAACUCCGCCGAGCACUGUGAGGAUGUGAUCAAGUGCCUGGAGAGUUACAAGGAACAGCACCCAGAUAUCAGUGCUGCCCGGUUCCAGGAGAUGAAGGAGCUGGCCUAUGAGCUGAAGAGUGAGAAGGGGCUCAAGGAAUGGAAAUUUGCAUGGUCUAAAUGCCAGGAGACCAAGAAGGUUUUUGAAAAGAAACUCGAAGCAGCCUUGAGAUCAAGGAAGUCUCUGCUGUCAGACCACAACCCAACUGCCAGGAAGCAACCCCAGGCUGGCAGUGAAGCUGGCAGUCUGUCCCAGAGGAGACACUCUGAGGGGACCACCUCCAGAUCCCACUGGGACAGGACUUUCAGUGGGUCCCACUGCUAUAACAGACCCAACUGCUCUCUGGAGUGGACUAAGGAGAAAGUUCCCUCACCUUCCCUGAGCUGCCCUGGCGAUGUUGGUGCUGGGGAAGAAUCUGCCUGCCAAGCUGCUCUCAGCCCUAGUCCUCACUCAAGCAGAGUUUCUUUUGCCAGUGGGGCCUGCAAGUCUCCCAAGCUGCCUGAAGAAAAGCCAAAUCUGGAGAGCAUAUUAGAAACCCCGGAGGUGAACCCAUCGCCUGCAUUGACUCCAGCCUCUGGGAAGCUGCCUUCCAGGAGGGUGCUCAGGAAGGCCCAAAGCUUUGACUUCCCUUGUGGUGAAAGCCUGUGGUCAAGCUGCCAGAGGAGUGAGCCAGUCAGAUAUGACAGAUACGGUGUCUUUAUCAAGGGGCUGGAGGUGAGCAGCACUGAGCUGGUGGACAGGACAUUCGCACUGCGGCAGCCAGCAACUCACAGCUGGGCUGCAGACUGCCUGCUGGAGGGACAGAGGGGUUGCCUCUCUGUGUCGGAAGCCAAGAGCUGUGGCAGCAAGCUGCGGCACAUCAUUGACGAGAUGGUAACCACGGAGCAGGAAUACGUGAAGUCGCUUUGCUAUGUCAUCAAUAGCUACUUCCCUGAGAUGGAGCGCAGUGACCUCCCCCAGGACCUGCGUGGGAAGCGCAGUGUCAUUUUUGGAAACCUGGAGAAGCUCUAUGCCUUCCACAGCCAAUACUUCCUGCGAGAGCUUGAGAGCUGCUGCAACCACCCUCUGCGGGUCAGCCACUGCUUCCUGCGACACAAAGACCAGUUUGGAAUGUAUGCAUUGUAUAGCAAGAACAAGCCAAAGUCGGACUCUCUCCUGGCCAGCCAUGGGAAUACCUUCUUCAAGCUCAAGCAGGUGCAGCUGGGGGAUAAGAUGGACCUGGCCUCCUACCUGCUGAAACCCAUCCAGCGGAUGAGCAAAUAUGCUCUGCUCCUGAAGGACCUGAUCAAGGAGUGCAGUGAGGCACAAGAGCAGGAGCUGGGCAACCUCCGUGCAGCUGAGGAGAUGGUGAAGUUUCAGCUCCGUCAUGGAAAUGACCUGCUGGCCAUGGAUGCCAUCCGUGACUGUGAUGUAAACCUGAAGGAGCAGGGGCAGCUGGUGCGGCAGGACGAGUUCACCAUCUGGCUGGGCCGUAGGAAGUGCCAGCGACACGUCUUCCUCUUUGAGGACCUGAUCCUCUUCAGCAAGCCCAAGAGGAUCGAAGGUGGCUUUGAUGUGUAUAUCUACAAACGCUCCUUCAAGACUGCAGACAUUGGUCUGACAGAGAACUCUGGAGACAGUGGCCUGCGCUUUGAGAUCUGGUUCCGAAGGCGGAAGUCCAACGACACCUACAUCCUCCAGGCCAGCUCAGCUGAGACUAAGCAGGCCUGGACCAGUGACAUUGCCAAGAUCCUGUGGCAGCAGGCAGCCCGCAAUAAAGAAAUCCGCAUGCAGGAGAUGGUCUCCAUGGGUGUGGGUAACAAGCCGUUCCUGGAUAUCAAACCCAGUGAGGCAGCUAUCAAUGACCGUGCUAUCAAUUACAUCAUGAAAGGCAGAAGUGCCAGGACCAGAGCAUCAAUUGCGGUGUCUCUGUUUGACCAUUCCAACCCGUUCAAGAGAACACAGACUCAGCUGUCCUCUGGCAGCACCCCCACUGCAUACAGUCCUUCCUCCUCCUCCUUGCUGGGGCCUCUCAACCUUCACAUGUACCUGGACCAGGCUCUGCUGCCAGGAGUCCUGGCCCCCAGGCGUCCCUUUGACAUCGGCACCUGCAUUGAGGAAGAUGAGCUGGAGCACGAGACAAGCAGCCAACCGUCCCUGACAACGGAGAGCUCAGAGUCAUCGCACUGCAUGUCAGGCACUGGCUCCAGUGGCUCCGACAGUGGCUGUGUCUCCAACAUCCCACAGGAAAGCUUCUGUGAAGACAUGGUCUCACCCUCCUACGUGCCCAUAGGCCCACAACACAGCUCUGCCAUGGAGGGGAGACCCAGGUUCACAAACAGCCAGUACAUUUCUGCA
This is a messenger RNA of Acanthisitta chloris (rifleman), 4686 nucleotides long. RefSeq names its product pleckstrin homology domain containing, family G (with RhoGef domain) member 4 (gene PLEKHG4). The annotation marks the transcript as partial. Gene Ontology annotation, molecular function: guanyl-nucleotide exchange factor activity. The transcript is spliced from 20 exons. Lineage: Eukaryota; Metazoa; Chordata; Aves; Passeriformes; Acanthisittidae. The record is from RefSeq and is a predicted model, not a curated record.